AUGUUAAGCGAUGAUGGAGUGCGAUGUGCUCAACCCUAUUUUCCUCCGCAAAUAACAUUUUCUACGUAUGACAAUAAAGCUAUUACUGCAGUCGAUGAAUUAAAUCAACAAGCUUACAGAUCAUACAUUAUAACUUCAACACUAACUGAAUAUUCAUUCGCAAUGCAGCAUUUUCCAUUUGCAAUUCCCGAUUCACCAGAAUCAAAAUAUUAUGUUCAAUUGAAAUUAGACUACCCAUCAAAUAGUUGUAACUAUGGAACUUAUUGGAAGUAUGGUGAUUAUCUAUCCAGUGCAUUUCCUUCACAUUGGAAUUUCAAUCAUAGUUCAUUUACAAUUGAUAAUUUUGUCAACUUCCGAUAUGAAAUGAUUCAUUCUAACAACAAUACAGGAGAUGAAGAUUAUUGGUAUUCAAAUGAAACAUGUCAAAUUGAUACUGGUGAAAACUUUCCUUGUCAAGAGAUUUAUUUUAAGAAAAACACAGAUAUACCUCUUAAAACAGCUGAAGUUGUUCGUCGACGAUGGGAAGUGUUGCACGAAACGAUAUAUUACAAAGUCAUAUCUAUUGGCAAACCCGAUGACAGACUAUUCAAGAGAAUUCCACAAAAUUGGGCUUAUAAUUGUACAGAUCUUUCGCUUGGACUUCUUUAUAAUCCUCAACUAUUGGUGA
Didymodactylos carnosus is the source of this 667-nucleotide messenger RNA. Lineage: Eukaryota; Metazoa; Rotifera; Eurotatoria; Philodinida; Philodinidae. The record is from the annotation of a GenBank genome assembly.